Amborella trichopoda is the source of this 975-nucleotide messenger RNA. NCBI's taxonomy places the organism in Eukaryota, Viridiplantae, Streptophyta, Magnoliopsida, Amborellales, Amborellaceae. The record is from RefSeq and is a predicted model, not a curated record.
UUGUAUAUGGUCCACCUACUUUUGCCUGCGAAAAUGACACCGUUUUUAAGCGAGUGAUGCCCUAGCCCGCCAUUGCCACUACUCUGAAAGAUUCAGAAUCUAUCAUUUAAUGCAGUGGCACAUCACCUCAUGCUUUCACUUCUAUAAUGAAAAUCAAAUGCAGGGUUUAUCGAAGCCUAUUUUCAGGAUAGAGUUUUAGUUUCUAGACUUCCAGAAUCAAUGGCUUCAGAUUCCUAUGAUGAAGAAGUUGCAUCUUGGGAAGAUCUUUACAACAUAAACUACGUCCCCUCAGACCUCUUAUUGAAGUUCAGGAAAUUAAUUGGAGGUUAUCGUGUUGGUUUCAAUUUUGAGUUCUAUAAUUUCCAGUUCGGCGAGUACCAUACAAAACUAGUUUUGAAGCCUUUAAUGCCUGAAAGAAGGUGGAAAUUUAUAUAUGAACCCGAGCAUGGUGAUGUAAGAUUGCUUACAAAGAAGAUUCCAGUUACUCGAUAUCUUAAUCUUCAGGUUGGUAUAGGCCACAGUUUUCACUUCCAUACCACUGGUUGGAAAUGGAAGCUCUCUACAUGCUUGGGUGGAGAUGGUAUUUCUCAGAUUAGGAACAAGAGUUCAGUUAGCAUCUUCCCUGGAUUUGAUGUUCGGAUUGGUUGGAAGGCAGAAUACAUUCUUCCUGAGAUUCAUGGCUCUGUAGGAACAGGAGAAUCUGUGAUAAACAUGAACUAUGGACGCUUGCAUGCAUCCCUAGAUAGAGUGGAGGCCAUUUUAACCCACUCCACAUAGAGAGCGGUUUUGGACUAUCAGGUUUGGUAAACGAGAUGACUGUAAAUGUGUUGGGAAUGUAAAAUUAAAUCUAUUGUUCUAUUUAAUUCAUUUCCAAUUGUUCUAUUGUAACUUAUGGCUUUAUGACAUUUUAGCAAGACUUAGUGUUAGCUCAUGUAAUGGUAGAAAUGUAGUGAUUUAGUCAAUUUAUCUUUAUCA